AUGCGGCGGAGAGGCGGAGAGGACCCGGGGUGCGUCGGUGGUGGGCCAGCAAAUUUAUGCAAACUCGUAACGGCGAUAGCAAUGACCGUCCUUGCCACAGGAGCUUCCUCUGUGGAGCUGGUUUGCUCGCAGAACGAUGACUUCUUCUACACGGUUCCUGGCACGCGCUGUAGCGCCUACUAUCGUUGUCACCAGUCUCAACCGGUUCGGUUCCGCUGCACCGAAGGCGCCAUGUUUGACUUCUACCAGCAGAAAUGUAUCCGCAGUGAAGGAACCUGCUACGAGGCAAUCUGCAGCGGAAAAACUAACGGAGUAUACUCCGAUACUACGCAGGCCUGCAACCGCUCGUACCGAUGUCACGGAGGUAAGAUAGUCUCCAUGGAAAACUGUCCACCGGGGACGUUGUUCGAUGGAAGGGAUUGCGUGGCGCAGGAUCGGGUCGUUUGUGAGAGUCCGGAAGCGACAAGCGCUAGCUUCCAGUAUGACGCAGAUCCACGCUGUUACGGGCUUUCGGAUGGGAAUCAUCUUCUACAGGAUGGCGACGCUAAGGACUGUAAGAAGUACCUCCGGUGUGAGGCCGAUCAGGUGCUGGAUGUGCUUGAGUGUCCUCCCGGGUAUCGGUUUGACAUGCGGACCUCCCAUUGCUCGAUGCACGACGGAGGACAUCACACAGCGUGCCAUCCAACGGAGCACGACGCCGACGAGUGGGAUCCGUCCAAAGGCGCCUGUUCGUUUCUGCCCGAUGGGCUUCACCUGGCGGCAACUUCCCGAGACUGCAGGACUCAUAUCGAGUGUCGAUCACGGCAACUGACCGCACGUCACGACUGCGCACCCAUGACGGUGUUCAACGGGCAGCAGUGCGUUCCUAGUUUCCUCUACCAUUGUCCACGGUUGGAUCCCCCGAGUGACAUCUGUCACCUGCGCUACGACGGAUUUCACGUCGACCCACGGAAGGGUUGUGCCUUCUACGUCCGCUGCGAAAACCAACGGACCGUCGAGGAACAUUCCUGUCCGUACGGGUUCCACUAUGACGCCACCGGAGAUGGUGCGUGUCGUGAGAAUCAUCUCGGAUCGGCCUCCUGCAACCGGGUUCCGUACUCGUCCGAUUGUGCCCAGCGUGCCUCCGGAUACUACCAGGACUUCGAUUCCAAUGGCUGCAACGGCUACUUCCAUUGCCACAACGGGGCCAAGACGAGCCUCCGCUGUCGGGCUGGUUAUGCGUUCGACGGUGAAAACUGUGUUCCGGAGGUCGGCUACCACUGCCCGGUGGAUGACGUCGACUCGUGCCGGGGGAAACCGAACGGGUACCACAAGGACGCCCGUGCCGGUUGCCGUGCGUACCAUCUCUGCACGGAGGGUAACAAAAUAUCGUACCUCUGCCCGCCGGGACAGAUCUUCACGGACGGUAGGUGUCACCCGAGGGUACCGAACUCGGACGACCAUUGUGCGGACGAUUCGGUCUGUGCGGGGCGGUCCGACGGGUACUACCAGGACCGGGAAUCCCAGUGUCGCCAGUACUAUUUCUGCCAACGGGGUGAAAAGCUGCAAACCCUUACCUGUCGGGGUAGUAAGAUCUUUGAUGGGCGUAGCUGUGUAUCGAGGGAUUCCUACAUCUGCCCGUCGGCGGGCGCGAUGGAUGACGUUGAUGCUGCGGCCAGCGAGAACUGCAUCGCUCGAACCUGCGAACCCAACUGCGCCAAGGGUGGAUUCCAUGCCGACUUCGACACGGGAUGUGAGCAAUAUUCGUUCUGCAUCGAUGGAAAGCAGAGCACGCUGUCCUGUUCGGAUAACUACGUGUUCAACGGAGAGCUAUGCGUUCCACGGGGGUCCUACUACUGUCCUCGGUACUGUUCCCCGCCAGAAUCAUGCUAA
Molecule: messenger RNA, 1872 nt
Organism: Anopheles coustani
Lineage: Eukaryota; Metazoa; Arthropoda; Insecta; Diptera; Culicidae
Exons: 3
Coding region: 1-1872 (623 amino acids)
Cellular component (GO): extracellular region
Molecular function (GO): chitin binding
Source: RefSeq, a predicted model, not a curated record